Molecule: messenger RNA, 599 nt
Organism: Theobroma cacao (cacao)
Lineage: Eukaryota; Viridiplantae; Streptophyta; Magnoliopsida; Malvales; Malvaceae
Source: RefSeq, a predicted model, not a curated record
UUGCUGUUGAUGAAGUUAAUAGUAACAUUGUUAAGAUUACUCCACCAUUAUCACAAUAUAGCCGGGGAAGAUUGGUUGCUGGGUCAUUUCAGGGUUACACAGGGCAUGUGGAUGGAAAGCCAAGUGAAGCUCGUUUCAAUCAUCCCAAAGGUGUAACCAUGGAUGAUAAAGGAAAUGUGUAUGUUGCUGAUACCAUGAAUCUUGCUAUCAGAAAGAUAGGAGAUGCAGGUGUCACAACUAUUGCUGGAGGAAAAUCAAAUGUUGCGGGAUAUAGGGAUGGACCCAGUGAGGAUGCACAGUUCUCAAACGAUUUUGAUGUAGUGUAUGUUCAGCCCACCUGUUCUUUGUUAGUUAUUGAUAGAGGAAAUGCUGCCCUUCGGCAAAUCUCCCUCAACCAAGACGAUUGUGAUUAUCAGUAUAGUUCUGUUUCUCCCACAGGUUGUACUCCUAUCUAUAUGCAUCACAAUGUGCAUAGCCUUUUUUACCUUCAAUUCUUCUUGUUGCAUAGUCAAUUUUCUGUUACAGUACUGCCUGAGGGCAAUUACAAAGAUCAUGAAAUCUUUGGUUUUGCAGCCCUUUUCACUACAGACAAAACAUGA